Mangifera indica (mango) is the source of this 2114-nucleotide messenger RNA. RefSeq names its product polygalacturonase At1g48100-like. Lineage: Eukaryota; Viridiplantae; Streptophyta; Magnoliopsida; Sapindales; Anacardiaceae. Gene Ontology annotation, molecular function: polygalacturonase activity. Bases 268 to 1836 code for a protein of 522 amino acids. The record is from RefSeq and is a predicted model, not a curated record. The transcript has 7 exons. Gene Ontology annotation, biological process: carbohydrate metabolic process.
CAACAUUUGACAUAUGGAAAAAGAAUGAGCCCUGUGAUCGCUGUUCAUCAGAACUAAAUUAUUCCCAACUAGAAUUCACAUAAAGGAAUGUGAAUGAAACUUAAACGCAACGGAUUAUCAAAGGCAAAUUCUGAUCAUAACUGUUUAUUCUUAUGGCCUCUGCCUAUAUAAACCACACUCAUUAACUUAUUUUCGCCAGGAAAAUAAAAGCGAACCUCUCUCUCUUUCCCUCUGUUUUUUCUCUCUUUCUAGUUCACUACAUUAAACAUGAAAGGACUUCGUUUCAGAGGCCUCACAUUUAUGAUCCUCAUUGUUAUUCUUUUAUGGUGUUCGAGUUUUGAGAGCUGCAACGCCAGAAGAGGCAAGCAUUGGAGGAAUAGUAGAGGCAUGUCAGCUUCUUUGUCCAAAAAGAAAGGAAGCACUACUCAUCAUACUCCCCAUAGUAAUCAUAAAUACAAACCAAAACCAAAUCCGCCGUCUCAUAAAUCUCCCGUACCUUCUCCCCCCGCAGUUACUAAGCCAGGACAAGAUAAUCCGCAGCCAAAUCCGCCAGAGAAAGGCGACGAGGGCAGCCAUUCUCAAGUCUUUGACGUGAUCGAUUUUGGCGCUAAGGGUGAUGGAAUUACUGAUGACACCAAGGCGUUUGAAGCUGCUUGGGCCGCUGCGUGUAAAGUUGAAGCAUCAACAGUUAGUGUUCCUGCACAAUUUGUGUUCCUUGUUGGACCUAUUUCAUUCUCCGGUCCCUACUGUCAGCCCAACAUUUUGUUUCAGCUUGAUGGGACGAUCAUUGCUCCAACAAGCAUCAAAUAUUGGGGAAAAGGUCUACUAUGGUGGAUUGAAUUUUCAAAGCUGAAAGGAAUUACAAUUCAGGGAAAGGGAAUUAUUGAUGGGAGAGGCUCUGUUUGGUGGCAAAAUUCCCCUUAUGAUGACCCAAUCGAUGAUGAAACGAAACUCAUAAUCCCAUUAAACAGUACUGUACAAGAGAGGCCCCCGAUGCCGAUAAAGAGUGAACUGUACGGGAAAAUGCCAAGCAUAAAGCCAACUGCACUGAGGUUCUACGGGAGUUUCAAUGCCACUGUGAGUGGCAUUACGAUUCAGAACAGCCCACAAUGCCACCUCAAAUUUGAUUUCUGCAUGGGAGUUGUGGUGCAUGAUGUUAGCAUUUCUUCUCCUGGUGACAGCCCCAACACCGAUGGAAUCCACCUCCAGAACUCCAAAGAUGUGCUCAUUCAUAGCAGCAAUCUUGCUUGUGGAGAUGACUGUGUUUCGGUCCAAACCGGAUGCUCGAAUGUGUAUAUACACAAUGUGAAUUGUGGUCCAGGACAUGGAAUCAGCAUUGGAAGUCUUGGAAAAGAUAACAGCAAAGCCUGUGUCUCUAACAUCACCGUCCGAGAUGUCAUCAUGCACAACACAAUGACUGGUGUCAGAAUCAAGACGUGGCAGGGUGGAUCAGGCUCUGUGCAGGGGAUACUUUUCUCAGACAUUCAAGUCUCUGAGGUCCAACUUCCGAUUGUAAUCGAUCAAUUUUACUGUGACAAAAGUAUAUGCAAGAACCAAACUUCUGCUGUCUCUCUAUCAGGAAUUACCUAUGAAAGAAUUAGAGGGACAUACACGGUGAAACCUGUUCAUUUUGCCUGCAGUGACAGCCUACCGUGUAUUGAUGUAACUCUAUCUUUCAUAGAGCUAAAACCGCAACAAGAAAAGUACCACAUGUAUGAUCCCUUCUGCUGGCAGACGUUUGGAGAAAUAACCACUCCUACCGUCCCCCCAAUCGCCUGUUUACAGAUCGGCAAGCCGUUGAAAAACCGACCUCAGUCAGAUCCUGAUGUCUGCUGAGCUUAGGCUAUAGUAAUAUACCAUGGUGUAUGGGUUAGGCAAAGAGUGUAUAUCUAGACAGUAUUAGUCUACAGGAUUUGUGUUUUUUUUUCAUAUACCAUAUAUCCUUUACAUGGUGUAUGAAGAUUGAAUCAACCUGCACUACAUAAACACAGACCGUCAACAUACAAUAUUCCCAGGAUUCCCUCCACAUUUGGUCUUUGAAUAGAUAUGCUACUUGAAAUAUAAUAUAUGUAAUUAGAUAUUUAAAUAAUAAAUCAUCAUGUGAUUGAAUAUUA